AUGGCAGACCUGGGCUGCAAAAAACCCAGCGACUGCACCGUCUCCAGGCUCCUCAGCGUAGUGGAGAGUGAACUCCGGGCUGGGAGAGACAAAGGCGACCCCACGGAGAAGCAGCUCCAGGUUGUCUUGGAGGAUGCGACGCUCUGGCAGAGAUUCAGGGAAGUCACUAAUGAGAUGAUCGUGACCAAGAAUGGCAGGCGGAUGUUCCCUGUUUUGAAGAUCAGCGUGUCGGGCUUGGAUCCAAACGCCAUGUACUCCUUCCUGCUGGACUUCGCUCCGACUGAUGGCCACCGCUGGAAGUACGUCAAUGGAGAGUGGGUGCCAGCAGGGAAACCAGAGCCACCGAACCACAGCUGUGUCUACAUCCACCCAGACUCUCCCAACUUUGGGGCCCACUGGAUGAAAGCUGCCAUUUCCUUCAGCAAAGUCAAACUUACCAACAAGCUCAAUGGGAGUGGGCAGAUAAUGCUGAACUCGCUGCACAAAUACGAGCCCCAGGUGCACAUAGUUCGCGUAGGAGGCCCCCACCGGAUGGUGAUGAACUGCUCCUUCCCUGAGACCCAGUUCAUAGCGGUGACUGCCUACCAGAAUGAGGAGAUAACAGCUCUCAAAAUCAAGUAUAAUCCCUUUGCCAAAGCCUUCCUGGAUGCAAAGGAAAGAAACCAUUCUAAGGAUGCUCCAGAGACAGUCUCUGAAGGUCAACAUAUGACAUAUUCUCACUCUCCGCAGGCUCCCCACAGCUGCGAGAGAUACCCAGCCCUGCGAGGCCAUCGCCCUGCUCCAUACCCACCCUCCUACAUGCAGAGGAAUCACUCCCCUACAGUUAACUUGUUGGAGAGCUCCAGCAAUAAUCUUCAGGUAUUCUCAGGACAUGACAGCUGGACUUUGCCACCAUCUCCACACACUAACUUGCUCUCAGUGCCACACACAAAGGGAGGUGCCAGCCCUGGACCCAGCCACUACCCUUGCCUGUGGACAGUGAGCAACAGUGCUGUAAAUGCUGCCAACACGGGAAGUGAGGUGAACAGCAGCCCUCCAAGCGUGUUUUUAAGGGGUAAUGUCCCCUUACCCGCUGCAUCAUCAGUGCAAAUCCCCCUGCAGGGAAUGGUGUCUGGCAGCAUGGAAGCACAGGGGGAAGGCGCUCUCACCAGACUGUCCGACUCCACGUGGACAUCCUCACACUCCUUUUAAUGGACAGGCAGCUCCCGAGGGAAGCUCGGCCAACCAAGACAGACACAAAUGGCAAAUGAUCCCCAAGGAGUGCAGUGCAAAGCAGAAUGUAUGCAGGAAAAGGACUUCAUCCCUUCUCAUAAUGUACCUUUUGUGUGCCAGCUAAGCCAAAAUGCAAAGGCAGGAGAUAUUACAGGACCCAGCUUGUUACUGCAUCUUUUAUGCAUCAUUCAGGAUGAUGUCCAGAAAUAAUCUUUUUAGUUAGCUUUGCUUCUAUAUCACAUUAAAAUGAUCAGAGACAUGGGACUGAGUGAAGCAGACAUGGCAGCUGGAUACUCGCAUGUCAUUUUAGAAGUUCCUUCUGUAACUAACGGCCAAGUCUAGGGAAAACUGUGAGCAAGUUUGCAACUGGUCAUUUGAAGGGACAGCACUGCUUUAAAGGCUUUCUGAAUCUCUUACACAGGGGUUUUCACAAUACCUGAAACUAAACCCCUCAGGGUAUGAAAUUAGUCUGACAUCCUAAUGCCACCUGCAUACAGCAUUCACCAUCCCCUUCCCUUCUCCAGCUGCUCU
Molecule: messenger RNA, 1743 nt
Organism: Cyanistes caeruleus (blue tit)
Lineage: Eukaryota; Metazoa; Chordata; Aves; Passeriformes; Paridae
Source: RefSeq, a predicted model, not a curated record